AUGUCGACCGAAACGUCGGUGAAACCUCCGCUCUCGACGCCGCUGAAGGCGACCUCUGCAAGUGAGGCACGGGGUCCCAAGCAGACGGAAGCUCUGCCGAGAUGGGAGCUCUGGGGAGGGGGCUGGAGUGGCGGCGGCGGCCACUCGACGAGGCGGCGCCGCGCGGCGAGCAAGUGUGUGGCGCAGAUGUCCUCCGCCGCCGCGGGCUUCAGCCUGCUGGCCGCCGCCAGCCUGCCCGACCCGCACGAGGCGGCGGCGGCGGCGCACCUGCACGGCCUGCUGCCCGAGCUCAACUCCGUGGACCUGGCCAUGUCGCUGAGCCCCAAGCACCAGCACACCACGCCCUUCUCCGUCACCGACAUCCUCAGCCCCAUCGAGGAGUCGUACCGCAAGCUGGAGCUGGCGGCGCCCGGCUCGCCGUACCGCAGCAGCACCGGGGGCAGCAGCAGCGGCGGCAGCAGCGGCGGCGGCGCGGGGGCGGCGAGUCCCGCCGUCAUGCCCAGCCCCUACAUGCACGUGGCGCACCAGUUACCCGCCGCGCCGCAGUACUGUGGCGGCGACAUGCCCGCGCACUACGGCGACAUGCGCGGCUCCGCGGGCUGGUACGGCGCGUCGGCCGGCGACCCGCGCUUCGCAAUCUCGCGGCUCAUGGGCUCCUCGGCGACGGCCGGCAUGAACAUGAACAUGAACAUGAACAUGAACAUGGGCAACAUGACGGGGCUGGCGACGUGCAGCGUGGCCGGCGACUCCAAGCCCAUGCAGUUCCCCCUGGCGCAGCGCCGCAAGCGGCGCGUGCUCUUCACCCAGGCGCAGGUGUACGAGUUGGAGAGGAGGUUCAAGCAGCAGAAAUACCUGUCUGCGCCGGAGAGAGAGCACCUCGCGAGCCUCAUACACCUCACCCCCACGCAGGUGAAGAUCUGGUUCCAGAACCACCGCUACAAGUGCAAGCGCCAGGCCAAGGAGAAGGCGAUGGCGGAGCAGAACGCGCAGAACCAGGCGCAGAGCUCGCCGCGGCGGGUAGCCGUGCCCGUGUUGGUGAAGGACGGCAAGCCCUGCUCCAGCGGCGGCGGGGACGGCGGCGGCGGCGGCGGCGGCGGCGGGCGAGCGGCGCUGGGCGGUGGCAGCGGGCAGUCCCCGCAGGCGGCGGCGGGGGCGGCGCACUGCUCGCACAGCCCGGCCAGCUCCGCGCUCGGCCAGCAACAACAACACCAGCACCACCAGCAACAGCACCAGCAGCAACAACACCAGCAGCAGCAGUGCACCAGCACGGCCAGCCUGCUCAGCAACAUGGCCUACCAGCGCCAGAACCUGGCUGCCAUGGGCAUGCAGCACCCGCACCAGCAGUGCUCGUCCUACCUGCCGCUGCAGGGCCGCGCCUGGUAA
This is a messenger RNA of Bacillus rossius redtenbacheri, 1383 nucleotides long. It is a transcript of the gene scro, whose product is annotated as homeobox protein Nkx-2.4. Bases 1 to 1383 code for a protein of 460 amino acids. The transcript is spliced from 6 exons. Gene Ontology annotation, molecular function: RNA polymerase II cis-regulatory region sequence-specific DNA binding; DNA-binding transcription factor activity, RNA polymerase II-specific. Gene Ontology annotation, biological process: regulation of transcription by RNA polymerase II; cell differentiation. Gene Ontology annotation, cellular component: nucleus. The record is from RefSeq and is a predicted model, not a curated record. Lineage: Eukaryota; Metazoa; Arthropoda; Insecta; Phasmatodea; Bacillidae.